Messenger RNA from Paramecium tetraurelia, 2390 nucleotides. RefSeq lists its product as uncharacterized. The transcript has 7 exons. Lineage: Eukaryota; Ciliophora; Oligohymenophorea; Peniculida; Parameciidae. The record is from RefSeq and is a predicted model, not a curated record. Gene Ontology annotation, cellular component: kinesin complex; microtubule. Gene Ontology annotation, molecular function: microtubule binding; microtubule motor activity; ATP binding. Gene Ontology annotation, biological process: microtubule-based movement.
AUGCAAAACCGAAUUACAAAUGCCAAUCAAAACUAUAAAAUAUUCGCCAGAGUAAGACCAAUUGAUUAUCAACAGAAGAUGGUCGACUUCACUAAUGAGAGCAUUUCAAUUAGAGUAUAGAGUUAUGUUAAUUUAAGGAUCCAACCAAUAAAAAUGCAGAAAGCAAGAUUGUUUCUUUUUUCUUCAGUUUGCACUACUCAAGAACAUGCCUUCAAAAAACUAAUCGAAGGCCACAAUUCUUGCGUUCUGAGUUAUGGACAAACUGGAAGUGGGAAGAGUUACACAUUAUUCGGCUAAGAAGGUGAAGAAAGCAAGCCAGACAAGAAGGGGAUUGUAACAAGAGCUAUGGAAUACCUCCUCUCCAAAUCUUAAGAAUUCGAAGAGAUUCGAGAAUUUGUAAUAACUGUUAGCAUGGCUGAAUUGUUCUUGGAUCAAGUGAGGGAUUUGGGCAAAGCCUAUCAAUCCCGUUAAUCUGGGAAUACGAAUCAAAUACUGUAGAAUUACGAGAAUGAAAAUCUCACCAUAUACGAAAACACAAAUGGGUAGAUAAUGAUUAAGGAUCUCACAUAAAUACCCAUAAGAUCAGCGUAGGAAUUGACCGAUAUGAUAUAGAUGGGUUUUCAAUUAAGAGAGAAACUGGAAUAGCAAAGUAAAUAAUUCGGCCAGAAAUGUCACUCCAUCAUUACCUUGAAUCUGGUUUAAAAAGACAAAGAAAAUGAGAACUUACCAUUUAUGAAUGCAUUCAUAUAAUUUGUCGAUUUGGCAGGAUCCGAAAGAAUAGCCAAGAGUUUAACCUAAGAAGGAUAGUUCUAGGAAGCCAUUUUAAUUAAUUAAAGUCUGACUGCCUUAUCAAAAUGUUUGACAGCCAUUUCCCAAAUGAAUUCCAAAAAUAUUCCAUACAGAGACUCAAAGCUGACUCGGAUCUUAUAAAAUUGCCUCAAUAGUUAAAGUUAAGGUGGCUUUGAUGAAUGUUUAUCGGCACUUCAAUAUGCGGAAAGGACUAAGGGAGUGACAGCAACUCAACCUAUUGACGACAAUCCUAAUCAGCCAGGGCCUUUUCCUGGGCAGGAUAAAUUGAUUAAGAAAUUGCAAGACGAGAACACUGAAUUGAAAUCCAAGAUAGAUUAUAUGCAGAAGGAACAUAAAUAAAAAAUAUCAGAAAUCUAAACAUUAUUAGGAAUUGAUGUAGAUUUAGAGAAACUCUUUGCUAAAUCGAGUGCUUAAGAAUUAUAGAAAUUCAAAAUUCAGAAGGACGCUAUGCAGAAGGUAGAAACUCUUUAGAAUUAUGUGAAAGAGGCAGACUAUAUGAUUGAUAAGAUGCAGAAGGAGAAAGAAUAAUUGAAAAAGGAAGAGAGUCUUAAAUAAGAAAGACAAUAAUGCAGGAUUAUAGAAUUAGCUGAAGAAAUCAAGAAGUUGAAGGAAUAGCAGGCAGAAAAGAAAUAGCAACUCGAAUAAAUUGAAUAAGAAAAAAACGAUAAGAUCUUAGAUACUGUGAAAAAACAAUUAAAAGAACAUCAGGAUGUGAUUGAGAAGAACGGUCAAUCCAAGACUUCGGAAGUGUAGAAACAUGAAGACAUUAAAAGAAUGGCAAAACUUGAAUUAGAAAAAGAGUAUAAAUAAUAAAUGGAUAAUUUAAAGCAAGAGUAUGCAAAGUUUUUGUAAGAUAGUACAGAAUAAUACGAAAAAUAUUUAUAAAAGAAAAAUGAAGAAAUAGAUCACUUUAUUCACUAAUUCAAAAAGUACUAAGAAAAAAAGAAAAUGUAAAUUAGAGACAUGAAGUCUGAACUAUUUGAGUUAUAUGAUGUUGUUAUGAAAACAUUUAGAGUAAUUGAGAAAAUCGAAAAUGGAGCAUAUAGUUCUGGAAUCAGAUCAUUUAAUAUUCCAGCUAUGGAUAAACCUCAUAUUCCUACUAGAAACAAAUUCAAAAAUCUGUUUAAAUAUCUUGAUUAAAGAAGUCUAAAGAAUACUAAAUAGGAUGGAAUCAAGGAAAAGGUUAUUUUAUAGCCUUUGCAAAAGUCCUAGUUUCUGGAACAUACAGACAUCAAAAUGAAUAUCAUAGACAUGCAAGAGCCAACUUUAAGGUAGUUUGCAAGCAUGAUUAGAGAUGAAUUAGUCUCAGUUCUAGCAAGGGAAAAAGAAUUAUAGAAAAGAGUAAUCUAAUUAGAGACUUUACAAUCAAAUAAUGAUCUGAAUACUUUGGUCAAGGAAAGAGAUGAAUAUAAAUAACUGUACUUACAGGAAGUCAAAAAAAUGAAUUAAUCAAAAAGAAUUAUUUCUGGUAAAACAGAAUCUCAUACAAAUGUUUUGAUAAGACCAUUAACUUAGUAGCAUUCAAGAUACAAGUUAUGAUUUAUGGAAAUUAAUAAAUUUUAAUUACAAUCCUAAAAUUA